AUGGACUCGACAAACGGCGCCCCUCCGUCGUCCGCCCUCCCUCAUCCUCAACCAGCCCACAAUCCGUCCAGCUCGCUAGCCGACUUCGAGCAGCAUGCCCUCAAACGCACCUACCUAGCCCUGCUACCCCCAACACAGCUCAUAGAACUAUGUCUAGCCUUUGAGUCUUAUGCUCCGUUGCAUAUAAAGGGCUCCUUGUGGCCCGGGGAUAUCAGGCUUGCCAUCGCUUCGCUCCAGGGCUCUCAGUCCGUCUUGCUCUCGACAUCGAACAAUGCUGCUGCCUCGUCCUCAUCUUCUGGCAAUGUUACCACCACGGCUCCAGCUCCCCCAACUCCCAGAGAGCCGCCCAUCAUGGACUCGUUACGAGAACCUACGCCUCCUGCUGCCGACCCUCCUGCUGUAGUGCCUCCCUCGACAUCUCCAAAUCAAAACCAUCUCGCCAACGGCACAAGCUCUAAUCAGUCGCAACCAGUCGCAUCGUCUUCAUCCCUAGCAAAUCAGAAUGCCACUGCCGCCCAGUCAUCACCCGUCCCCGCUCCCGCCACACCUGCUCACGUCGCACAAAACAUCGUCUCUGUAUCAUCACCUUUGCCUUCUCAUGCUGUAUCACAAACUCCUCAAACGUAUCCGCCGCCUACCGCAGGAAUUGGCGGACCUUAUCCACACGCACCGUAUGGCUUCGCUCAGAGUCGACCCGCCUUUCCUCACCAUACCCCCUAUUACCCUCCCCCAGGGUUCGCUUCCCAGUUCGGUCAUCCCCAUCAUCCAUAUCCUUACCCUCCCGGUGGAUACUCUCCACAUCCGCCUCAUUCGUAUGCUACACCGCCACCUCAGCAAGGGGCGUCCUCUAGUACAACUGCAGGUGCUCGCGGUUCGCCCUUUACCACUACACCUCUAUCGCUCAACAGGAAUCUCCAACCUCCUCCACCUCAUCCGACAAUUCCUCCACAUCCGCCCAGCUUACAUCCACAGUACCCGCAUGGCCUACCAUUACCGCCACCAGACCCUAAUAUGCUUACCGCAGACGAUAUUCCGAGUUAUGAAGACAUGAUUGUGGAGGCUUUGAGCGAGCUGGGGGAUCCGGAGGGUUGUCAGCCGAAGACGGUGUUCUCGUGGAUGGCGAGCCAUUAUCCGUUGCAUCCGAAUUUUAGGCCGAGUGCGAGUCAGGCGUUGCAGAAGGCGUUUAAGAGAGGAAGGUUGGAGAAGAGCGAUGGUGAGAAGAAGUACAGGCUGAAUCCUAGCUGGGAUGGUGCGACUUCUCGUAGGCAUACUCGGAGACCCAUGUCCAACGGCUUGAUCAUGCAGCCAUCGCCCAUGAACUCCUCACCAUUCACAAACGCCCCACUCAUGCAUCAUCAUCAUCAUCAACCCGCCGGCAACUCUUCAACCGCCACCUUCCCCUACGGAGCACGUCCACCCGGCUCCAACGCACCUGGCGCCGUUGCAUACCCCGGUUUCCCUUCAUACCAACCCUACAAUCCUUCGUCUACCGCAGGGAACGCCACCACUGCGACCACGAAUGGCGCCACACCGGGUGCGUCUACGUCGACCAACGCGGAUCCGACGCAAGGGUUGAUCUCGAUGGAUGACGAAGAUGGAGAUGAGGAGGGAGUGGGCGAGGGAAGCGAUGCUUGGGAGGCCGCACAGAAUAUCCUGAGGGCUAUCAAUUUUGGGUCGUUCUUCCAGGAUCAGGGCAACAAUCAACCUGCCGCCGGCGACUCAUCGUCUGGAAAUGCUCCUGCGGUAGAGAACGGUGCAGGGACGAGUGCGGAUGGUGCACAGGAAGGAGAGUUAGCGAGGAAUGGUCAGAAUGCGGCUGCUGGUUCAAGUGUUCCUCCUGGUACUGGAGCUGCCGCGCCGUCGACGACAGACAGCAAUGCUGUCCCACCCCCGGUCUUUGCGGGUGACUUCACCUUCAGUUCUAUACAUUCGCACACAUCCAAUGCACUCGGCACGAACAACGCCGCCAAUGAUAUGAACCUUGCCAACGCCCUCGCCGCCGUCGCUUCGACUUCUACGUCUACUGCGACUUCGACGGCAAAUCCGACUACGAUCACGACGGUGUUGUCGAGUGAGGAUCGGGCGGCCCUACAAGCGCAGCUGGCGCUUUUGGCGGCACAAUUGGCGGAGAUUGCGGAGGAUCCUGGGGUGGACGAGGAGGAUGAUAUGGAAGAGGACGGGGAUUGGGCUAGGAUGGAGGUUGACGCAGUUGGUGGUCACGGAGAGGAAGGUGUAACAUCUCCAGUACCCUCAGGUGGCGCCGGGACCGAUGCCACACAUGGUGAUGCAGCAGAUAGCAGGAUGGAUGGGGUCGAGACAGAGGCAGAUAACAGUCCUGCAGCGGGUGCACAAGCAGGAUCUGGACGUGCCGGGGAAGGAGGAGAAGCCGUCGAGGGAGAGGAGGAGAUUGAUCAGCUGCAGGACGACGACGAAAGCGACGAUGAUAUGGAGAUGGUUCCCGUGCCCAUCCAUUCACCCUACGAGCAAGGGCUGCGAACAUGACCGCAUCCUUGCGUCGAUGUUGUAUGUGAUAUGUUGCGUCCUCUUUCGUCGUAUCUCGUGUUCUUUCUGUGUUUUCCUGUCUCUUGCUAUUCAUGCAGAUUUGCUUUGGAGCCACCGUGCUCGAACUCUCCUUGUGAUC
Molecule: messenger RNA, 2641 nt
Organism: Stereum hirsutum FP-91666 SS1
Lineage: Eukaryota; Fungi; Basidiomycota; Agaricomycetes; Russulales; Stereaceae
Exons: 3
Coding region: 1-2502 (833 amino acids)
Biological process (GO): nucleosome assembly
Cellular component (GO): nucleosome
Molecular function (GO): DNA binding
Source: RefSeq, a predicted model, not a curated record